AUGAACCAGUACCCUUCUUCGGGGUCGUACGGCUAUCAAUCCGCGGACGGCGCGUCUGGCGCGGCGUCUCUCCCCGCGUCGACAACGGAUAAGAUCCAGCUGCCAUGCGCGCACUGCCAUGCCGUGCUCAGCGUGCCCGUCGGCCUCUCGCGCUUCCAGUGCCCGCGCUGCUCUUCGCACCUCUCCGUCGACCAUGCGAAGCUCGCCGCGUACAUGCGAUCGCUUAACGAAAUGGCAGCGUCCCUCGGUGGCGCGACAAUGGCAGCCGCGGCGACAGGUGCGACCGCGGCUGCUGCUGCUGCUGCGGCGGCCGCGGAAAGCGAGCAGGCGAAAGAGGCGGAGAGUGGAUGGGUUAGGGAUGCGCUAUUACGCCGCGUCCACACCUACCAUGGGAGGGGAUGGGGGGAUGGGCUCGUAUGGGCCCGCGGGGAUUGGGGGGGAUGCCGGGGCGGGGGAAGCCUGGCGGGCCUGGGCGGGGGAAUGGCGGGGGAGGGCUUGCGCGCGGCGCAAGCGGAGGUGGAUGCGAGCUUACGGCGCAUGAUGACAGGGGGGAGGGCGGGCGGGCCGACGGCGGGGGAGGAGGCGAGGCAGGUGGAGGCAGACGCGAAAGAGCACUCUCCGCUCACGACCUUGUUCACCGCGGCUGCUCCCUCCGUUCUCCCUACCUAUCCUCAUCCUUCACACCCACCUGCGCUCACUACUUACCCUCCUCACACCCCACCCAUCUUCUCUGUGCCCUCCUGGUCCUUGUGCUUUCCCCCUCUCUUCCCCAGCCUCCCCGCCCCACCACUCUCUCCUCUGCUUUCCACCUGUGCUUCUCCAACUCAAUGCCUUGGGAUCAAGCCCACCCUGCUCUCUCCAUCCUCCCUCUCUGCCCCCCUACGUCUCUCCCUCUACCCCGGGCGUGCAGCGCCCGACAUCGACCCGUCCAAGCUGGCGCUGCUGACGGGGCAGGAUGACCAUCCCCCUGCACCCCACCCGACCCUUCCACUCACAUUCCUCCUCCCCUCCACCCUUUCUUUCUCCUCUCCUCCUCUCCUCUCCCCUACCCCCCACCUCCCCCACCUCUCUCCCUCCCACCCCCCCUGGUCCGCCCACGUGGCAGCGGCACAGGCAGCUGCUGCCGGGGAACGUGCGGGCGGGGUUCUUUUGGGGACCUGCGGGCAGUGGGCAAGGGGCGCACAGUGGCGGGGAUUAUACGAGAGAACUGGCACAAAGGCCGCCGCCGCGCACUGUGAGUAG
Molecule: messenger RNA, 1242 nt
Organism: Closterium sp. Naga37s-1
Lineage: Eukaryota; Viridiplantae; Streptophyta; Zygnematophyceae; Desmidiales; Closteriaceae
Source: the annotation of a GenBank genome assembly